Drosophila miranda is the source of this 1320-nucleotide messenger RNA. RefSeq lists its product as uncharacterized. The record is from RefSeq and is a predicted model, not a curated record. Gene Ontology annotation, biological process: negative regulation of G2/M transition of mitotic cell cycle. The transcript has 2 exons. NCBI's taxonomy places the organism in Eukaryota, Metazoa, Arthropoda, Insecta, Diptera, Drosophilidae. Bases 228 to 1175 code for a protein of 315 amino acids.
AAGGUGCUGUAAGGCGCAACAUAGGCCGUGCUGUUACGUGCAAUGAUUCCAUUUGAAGCGCGCUGUUAGACACAGCUGUCACCGAUACCAUUUCACUGUUUCCAUUUCACUCGCACUUACAGCAUUGGGCUGCCACAGCAACAACACCUGACUGAGGGUGUAAACAAACCAGAUUUUAAAUUCAAACUACCUUUGCGAAGCCCCCGCCACCCCAACUACGUAGCAGAAUGUCCGGCAAGGACGAUCGAUCCAAGGAGAAGCGGCGGAACAUGAAGCAAUACACUCAUCACAAACCGCAGCCGCUGCACCAGCAGCAGCGCCGUGGCACUACCACUACCACCUCCUCCAGCUCGCCCCAGACCACGGCGGUACGGAGCAUCGUGGAUGUGGCCGACUCCAGCGACGAGCCUCGCUUUGCCCGCAAGGGCAACUGGGCGUCCGGCGGCGGAUCCCGGGGCUCUACACUGGCUCCGCAAAUGAAUCGCGACCUGCUGGACGUCCUGCCAAGCGACACGGACGACGUGGACCAUCUUGGCAUCGACACGGGAGCGCCCAUCGAUGAGAACGCCCGCGCCCAACUGCGGGCCGGUGACUACAAGCAGUUGACGCAGUUUCCCAACCUGGGUGGCGGCCACUUCACCUUCGGUUCCGAGAAGGAGUGGACCAGCAUUGCCGAAGGCCAGACGCAGCUGCACACCAAGGCGGCCAGCGGCUACUUCACGCUAAACCUUAUCCGCCUGAAUGCCGGCCUCCAGACGAUCCCUUUCUACAAGCGCAUGGACUAUCCCGCCUCCAUGUUCACACGCCAGCAAAUCGUGGCCCAGACGGAGGCGGCCGAGCGGGCAGAGACACUCUACCAGCAGCGUGUGCUGCGCGAGGCCAAUGGCAGUGCCUCAAAGUCGCGUGCUGCCUCGGCCAAGUCCGCCAAGGUCCCAGCAAAACCGCAACCCGUUGUUACUGCACCUCCGGAGGGUGCCCUGGCAGAUGAUUUGGAGGAGCUGCUGGCCAUGACAAAUAUUCAGCCGGAUCCAAGCACCAUUGUCCCUGAUCCUAUAGCCAUGCCCAUGCCGAUGCCGAUGCCGAUGCCCAUGCCAAUGGUUCAGUCGGCCACUCCGUCGUCGGCGGCUAGCAAAAACGAUGUGGAGAAUUGGCUGGAUAAUGUCCUGGGCGAGUAAAAAAUCGAAUAAUUGGUACAUAUGAGUAGAUAUGCAUGUAUGUAUGUUCCCUGUAUACAGGGAGCACUAAUCUUUGGCUUGUUAAGUUUUCCUUUGAAAAUAAAAAUUACCGCGUCCCUAAAUUUGGGAUUGGCUUAUCCUUUUA